CCCUGGCCCCAAGUGAUAAUGCGUUAGGUCUAAAAUGAUUCGAAACAGCCUGGUAACACUAAAGUUACCUCUGCCGCGAAACUCCACGUGAACAUGUUUUUGGCAGUGUGUGGAUCACAAACUUAUGAGUGAAAUUGAACUUGAUUCGCAGUUCAUUGUCGAAUUGUUGGGAAUUUAAUUCGUUCCCAAAGUGCGCGGAGUUGAAAGUUGGCUGGAAUAGCUUGAAUUUCGAAACUGUGUUUGUGUUGGUGCUGCAGACGCGGCGCUCAACAUGUGAGGUUAAAGCAGACGGACAAACAGACGGCGGCAACAAAACUAAAAACAAUUGUGAUUGUCGCCCAAUACCACGAGAACUGAUCCAGUGCAGAGCACCAUAUACGAAUUAGAAAGGUUUAAAAUCAAGAAGAAGGGAGAAGAAAUGGAUUCCCAACUGCUCAACGUGUUUCAUGAGGAUCCUUUCGAGGGAAACUUCGUCAAGUACGAGGCAGAGCCUAAUUUUUGGUCCCCCAACGAUGAUUUGCAGCUGACGGACACCCUCAAUGGCAUUCUGCCCAUCGCCCCCACAGACGAGUCACUGCUCAAUCACAACAGAGAGGAGGAUCUGCAGAACAGAAAGAACUUGCUGAUGUACAGUGAAUUCGUGGGACAGCAGCUUGGCGACCAGGAUGACAGCCAGCUCAGUGCCCAGGUCUAUCAGGCCAUGAACGCCAGCGAUGUCGAGCUCUACGACCAGCAGCGUCAACUGAGCGCCAUUGUGGAAUACGAUGACAUGGAAUCGGGCAAUCUGUCGGAGGAAGAGGAUGUCCAGAGCCAGUGCAGCGUCUCGACGUUUAGGACCCGAACCGACAGCUCUUCGAUUGGGGACUACGAGUCGCAUUCCAGCGACUACGAUGACGAAGAGAACGAGGAUGAGAAUGAGAAUGAGGACGGCAAGGUUGCUCCAUUGGAGAGCUUCAACGACCGCAAGAACAGAACUCUGAGCACCAACACCAUAACCUCAGAAGUUGACGCUUUCGGACUCAACAUAGACGUUAAUAAUUUUGACUUAGCUGACUUUAUAACCAAAGAUGACUUCGCGGUGAACCUGAACGCGUGUCGCAUGAAGCAGUCGACGGUUCCCAAGAAACCUGCUGCAGCUAAAAAUGCAUUACAUGCUCCAGCAUCUGGACAGCAUUCGAAGUCUCUGACUGCCAUGUCGAUUGACUCCGAAGGCGACGACGAUUCGAUCAUCGACGUGGAAACUAUCGAUGUAGUCGACGUGGACGAGUCAUUGUGGGCUGACCAAGCGGCUACACCUGCCGAUGACUUGUGCUAUACCGAUAAUGUUAAGGCAGACCCUUCCUGGUGUCCUUCAAAGGCUUCCAAGAAGCCAACGCCUAUUGCGAAAGAGCACAAAUCUCCUGAAGUGGAACCUACGGCUGCUCCCGUAGCACCUCCAGUGGCACCUGUGACCAAGCCGAAAACUGCAAAUAUUUGCUUGGUUCCCAGCAAGAAACAGUGCGAUUUUCUCAAGCGUAAAGUGGGAGUGACUACCGCCACCUCCAAAUCAAGCAAGGCGGCAACCAAAAAAGUUCAGGAGGCUUUAAAAUCAACAAGCAGCAAGCCGGCUGUGGGAAAACCAGUUAAGGCCACAGGCCUUGGCUUGGGUGGGAAAAACUUGGCGCUCCUAAAACAGCAGAGGGAAGUCGCUGCUUCGGUCAAAGAUGAGGUCAAGGAAUCAUCAUCACCAGCGGCGCCUUCGACCGUACUUACUCCUUUGCCGUUGCCGGCUGCGGUCCCCAAGCGAAAGCUCAAUCUGGAAGAGUACAAACAGCGCCGUUGUGGCGGCGUUUCUAUUCCCAGAUCGAAACCAACUCCACCGAAGCAGCUGAAACUGGACGCCGGCAUCAAAGUAUUGCCACCAGUUGCUAUUGAGAAACCCACACUACCUCCUUCUCCCCAGAAGACAGCCAUAGCAAAGAUUGUGAAUAGCCUGAAGUGUCCGAGCAAGGGGCCGGACGUCGUGCCGAUGGACCCAAUUACUGUUGCCAAGAACAAGGUCCUGCGAAUGCUGGAGAUGAAGCGGGCCCAACAGCUAAAAAUCAUAGAUUCCCGGGUAUCCGCAAAGGUGCCUCGCGUUACAAAGCUGCCGCCACUCAAGGACAUUGUAAAGGGCACUUACUGCAUGGAGGUGGAGCCUGCCGAUCCUCCAACUGCUGUGCCCAGCAACAAACUCCACCCGGACUACGAGGAGAUAAUUAUAGUAUCAGUUAGUAGUAACACAGACAUAACGAUUCCACCGAACCAGAUUAGUAAAGCCUCACCCCGUUCGCUCCUGAAGUCGUCGGUUCUUCUGUACAAUAUUUCUAAUGGCCAUGAUGCUGCUACGAGCAUGAACAACUCUCUGCUAGCCAGCAUACAAAGUGAGUUGGUGAAACAAACCGGCAGCACCAUUCCGCCCACUUUUCCAUCGAAAUCAGAUCCCGUCAAGAAUCCGGUCGACAAGAACGCCCAGCACGGCGAGGAUAUGAUCAUAAUGCACUUGCCCAAGGACCGUGUGCGCAAGACACUGGUAACCAUGGCGACUCAAACGGACUUUCAACCCGAAUUCCCCGUCUUGGGUCUGCCCAAGUCUGAGCGGAAGUCGCGGGAGCGCGUUAAACGAAAAUAUCGCAAAAGGCGUCGCGACUCGGCGUCCAAUGGCUCUAGUUCCUCCAGUGGUUCAUCUUCGGACUGCAGCAGUCUGGACUCUUACAGAAGUCGGUCGCGUUCCAAUUCGAUUGAACAGCUGCGCAACUUGGAGGCCUCGGCCGUAGGUGAGGGAAGCAGUAUUGGAAACUGCGGCUACUCCUCUCGCAGCACCCACCGCCAUCGCAGUUCGGUCAGCUCGUCCUCGUACUCGGAGGCGGGAGAACGCAGGCAACGUCGGACCAGCUACAAUAAACGGCGUGCCAAAAACCAGAAACCCAAAUCCUUUUCCAGCUCUGGCUCAGAGAAUAGCGACCACGAUGGCGGUCGGAGUCACAGUCCGCACCAUAGCCUGCAACGUCCGCAAACAAAGUCCGAUCCACGCUACCCCAACGAUGGCUGCCAGAACACCAACAUAAACAACAAUCGACGUGGAUUCAUGGAUCGCAACGUUUCACAGCCGGCUGUGGAGGAGCGGCGCAUAGUCUACGUUGGCCGAAUAGAACAAGAGACCACCAAAGAAAUGUUACGACGUAAAUUUCUGCCGUACGGAAGCAUUAAACAGAUAACAUUGCACUACAAGGAGAAUGGAAUGAAGUACGGCUUCGUGACGUACGAAAAGGCGCAGGACGCAUUCACAGCCAUUGACACAAGUCCUAGAGACUCACAAAUUAACAUGUAUGACAUUAGCUUUGGAGGACGACGUGCUUUUUGUCGCGCCUCCUAUGCUGACUUGGAUAAUGCUGGUAUCAACAACUACGACUCUUAUGUGUUCCCGAAGGAGGCGCCAGCACCCAAAGCUCGGGAUGAUUCGUUCGAGGCUCUGUUGUUGAGUGUUAAGGCUAAGCUAAACUCGGGAAAGGCUGCCACACCUGCCCCUGCGGAGGCCCAUCCGGUUGCACCAUCUGUACCUCAGGACGACCAUCGCAUGUGACAUUUUUGCAAAAUCAUAAAUGUUCUUAAAUUAUUUCUGAUAAUGUGAAGUUAGUGGCAAGCAUCCUACCCACAUGUAUACAAAUGACUUUGUAUAUUCCCCAUGCUGUUGCUAGCUGUACAGUUCAAAAGCCUGAUUAUUAUUCAUAAUUUAUCGUAAAAUAGUUGACAGAGCUAUGCGUUGCAAGCAAUAGAACUAGUUCCCUAGGACUAGGACCCAUUAUGGAAGCUAAAAACAAAACAAGAACUUGAAAAGAAAAUGGAAUUGUGAUAACCGCGUAAUGCAUACAAGUCAAAUAUUGCAUGUAAGUUAGCUGGAGAUCCAUAGACAUAGUUGAAUCCACUCAGAAAAGCUUUGUAACAGACUAUCUAACAAGCCAAUGGAACUGAAUUUAAUCAAACACAAAGAAUAAGUUGAAGCCACAACUACAAAAAUACAAAACCUAAAAGAACAGGAAGUUGAAAAGAAGUAACAAACGAAACAAAUGCAAACAAAUGAUGUAAAUUAGAAAUAUCCCAUAAAUUCAUAGUAUAUACCUGAGAUAGAAUGAAAGCCGCAUGCAGCAUGCGACGGAAACGAAUUAAACUGUUGAUAAUUAAACUUUGAUAUUAGUUUGUAAACAGAAUUUAUAUACGUACGUUUAUUUACUCGGUACCCUUUGAACAACAUCCACAAAACAGAACCAGAUGAAAUGCUGCCCCUAUCCUCUAGCUACUCUAGCCCUCCAAAACAGCGCCAAUCAAUCAAUAAUUUAGAAUUAUUUUGUUUUUUUUUUCCGAAGAAGUUACAACGCUCGGCUAGAGGGAACAAAAUUAUUUUUUAAUUUUAAUUGUUUUUCAAACUACUUACGUCUAGGCUUUUUCUAUUGUCAUAGUUAAUUUAGUUGGAAUUAAUUCAAAAUUAAUAAGUUUAAACAAGGUAGUGUUUUUAACAUGAAGUGCCGAUGAACACGUUGAAAAAUUGCUUAACAACUUAUUUGUAUCCUAUCCUAGACUCAACAAAAUGUAUUUUUAUUAGCAGCAACAAAUUGUUCUUUAAGUUCUUUUGUACUAUUCUCCUAUUUGAUAAUUUAAUAAAAAAUGUUUGCUUUUCCAAGCAAUAUGAAUUUCAA
Drosophila ananassae is the source of this 4712-nucleotide messenger RNA. It is a transcript of the gene srl, whose product is annotated as peroxisome proliferator-activated receptor gamma coactivator 1-alpha. Gene Ontology annotation, biological process: positive regulation of transcription by RNA polymerase II. NCBI's taxonomy places the organism in Eukaryota, Metazoa, Arthropoda, Insecta, Diptera, Drosophilidae. The coding region runs from base 419 to 3601 and encodes 1060 amino acids. Gene Ontology annotation, molecular function: RNA binding; transcription factor binding. Gene Ontology annotation, cellular component: nucleus. The transcript is spliced from 7 exons. The record is from RefSeq and is a predicted model, not a curated record.